This is a messenger RNA of Knipowitschia caucasica, 312 nucleotides long. The record is from the annotation of a GenBank genome assembly. Lineage: Eukaryota; Metazoa; Chordata; Actinopteri; Gobiiformes; Gobiidae.
AUGCAAUCGCCCCAUCCUGCCGCUUGUGGACGCGCUAAAGUGGGGCUACACAUUCGAGCCACCGUCUCCAAUAACAACAACAACAGCAGCUGCGUCUCUGAGCGCGGACACGGAGCGCGCCGCGUCUCUAUCUAUAUGUUCGUGGGACUUUACGCGGGGCUGGGUCUGGGUUUGGGCUGGAGAUCACCUUUAACCGCGUUGGCACCGCGUUAUCUUCAGCUGCUAGCGCUGUCGCUGCGUUUGCGGCUCAUGAGACGCAGCCUGAACCGUAUUGUCCAAGAGUUUUUUUCUCUGUAUCCCACGAGCUGUUGA